CAAAAACUAAUCACUUAGUUUCGCCUUCAGCUAUUUUUGGCGAUAGACUUGACCCUCGCCCAUCAGUAUUAACGAGUAUGAAAAGCUGUUAGGCUCGUUGGAGAGUGAUCAGCGAUUAUGGAUGAUCACAAGGUAGAGAGUCAGAUUAGUUCCCUCUGGAGAGAGGGGAAAUGGGAGGAUAUUAUCAAUUUUGGAAAAAGCUGGAAUUACGAGGCCUGGAGGAUUCUUUGGGUUUGGCCUUCCAUGAAUGAUUUGGACUGGAUCAAGGAGAUCAUACUGGAGCACCAAGUACAGGGAAUCAUCAGUGUUGGAUGUGGAACGGGAUUAUUAGAGUGGAUUAUACAACAAUGUACUAAGUGUGAGGUCAUUGGAGUUGAAGCAGACAAAUGUUGGUGGCAGAGCAAGUACUCACCGACAAUGUACCUGAACAAAAUCAUGUUCGUCACCGAAGCUAACUCCACUGUUGACAUACCAUCUAACUAUGCCAUGUUGUUUUGUUAUUUCAAUGAUGGCGAUGCUUUCUACGAUUACAUGAAAAAUUACUCAGGGAGAGUAAUCUUUAUCAUUGGACCAGAUAAAAACCAGAACCGUUGCACAGAUCCCUUGCCCUUUGAUGGUAAACUGAAUGAACUUGGAUGGAGACUUAGCAGAGCUCGAAAGUUGGAUAAUGAAAAAGAUUUUUUCACUGUAUACGUUCGCUUGAAAUCCGUAGAUAAUAAUAAAUGA
This is a messenger RNA of Diachasmimorpha longicaudata, 726 nucleotides long. RefSeq lists its product as uncharacterized. Lineage: Eukaryota; Metazoa; Arthropoda; Insecta; Hymenoptera; Braconidae. The record is from RefSeq and is a predicted model, not a curated record. The coding region runs from base 118 to 726 and encodes 202 amino acids. The transcript has 2 exons.